AGUCGACCAACUUGACUUCAUUUUUAUUAUGUCCUCAGUCUGCCUCUUUCAGUAUGCGGUGUUAGUAAAUCUUAUUGUGUUAUGCGGGGCAACACUUCAUGCAGCUGCUACUAAACAUUUUCUAUCUCAGACAGGCUACGCCCAAACACAGGGACAGUCAAAGCUCCUUCCACUGCGAACACUACUAGGAGAUAUAAAUCACAAGGGGGCCAAAACAGUAAAUUUGUGCGCAGGAGUUGCUGAUGGAGACUACGCCGAUAUACAUAAUCCGUAUGGUUAUAUCACCUGCCGAGGAGGUCAGACAAUCCGUAAAAUCUGUCCACCAGGGAAGAUGUGGGAUACAGAGACGAAAAGCUGCGUCAUGCAACUCAAGCGGUCAAUUGCUAAUCAAAACAGUUUUGUUUAUCUGUGAAUAAAGUCAAAGAUCUUACUAACUGCAGCCU
Molecule: messenger RNA, 443 nt
Organism: Stylophora pistillata
Lineage: Eukaryota; Metazoa; Cnidaria; Anthozoa; Scleractinia; Pocilloporidae
Cellular component (GO): extracellular region
Molecular function (GO): chitin binding
Source: RefSeq, a predicted model, not a curated record